Molecule: messenger RNA, 2846 nt
Organism: Thamnophis sirtalis
Lineage: Eukaryota; Metazoa; Chordata; Lepidosauria; Squamata; Natricidae
Gene: ZBTB45
Product: zinc finger and BTB domain containing 45
Biological process (GO): regulation of transcription by RNA polymerase II
Molecular function (GO): protein binding; RNA polymerase II cis-regulatory region sequence-specific DNA binding; DNA-binding transcription factor activity, RNA polymerase II-specific
Source: RefSeq, a predicted model, not a curated record
GACGUACACUGCGCGGAAGGAGAUCGCCGUAGAAAGCCUGUUGGAGUGGAUGGACCGCGCUGCAGACCGGGAAGUUUUGCCUGGAUGUCCUCAAUAUGUGUUGGAAAUACAACUGCUAGGUUUUCUUAUAGUUGCAUUGUCUUCAUACAUCUGGAGAUAGCAAGCUUGAGAAGGAAGUGUUGUUGCAGGGUUUCUAUUAGAGAUUCUCUUCCCUGGCAUCCUUAUUUAUGAUGCAGAGUAUAUUUUGAAGGCUCUAGAGCUGUAAAGAUUCCAGUGUGGGAUACAAGACAGAAUGGCCGAAGCUGUCCAUUACAUUCAUUUACAGAACUUCAGCAAGUCUCUUCUGGAGACCCUGAAUGGGCAACGUCUAGGUGGUCAUUUCUGUGAUGUGACAGUGCACAUCCAGGAGGCCACCCUGCGAGCUCACCGGUGUGUGCUGGCUGCUGGCAGCCCCUUUUUCCAUGAUAAACUGUUGUUGGGCUAUUCAGAGAUUGAGGUACCCCCUGUGGUCCCCAGUCAGGUAGUGCGUCAGCUGGUGGAGUUUAUGUAUAGUGGCUCUCUGGUCGUAGCCCAGUCUGAAGCUCUGCAGAUCCUCACUGCUGCUUCCAUCUUGCAAAUCAAGACUGUCAUUGACGAAUGCACCCAGAUCAUCUCUCAGAAUCGCAGCCCGAAACCCCCCACUGUUGCUCCAGCGGUACCCUUAUCUCUUCCCAGAGUUCUGCCCGGCAAGCCCCAGGAGCAACAACCCAAAGAGGUCAUUGGCAGCCUCUCGCGACCAGGUGACCUUGACGCUGCCCAUCUUGAACCCCCAAAGCUGCUUUGUGCCUCAGAGGUGCGUUAUAAAUUGCGAGACUUGCUGUCCUCCCAGCACAGAGAAGCUAGGACAGCUGCCUGCGAGGGGUCCAUAAGUGAAGGAGAUGCAGGAGGUUCCUACCUGCACUCCACUGAAUCUGCCCCCAGUUGCCAUAGUCGCAAGCAGCGCCAGCCAGUGAGGCUUCAGCUGUCUGAGACAAUGCCAGUGAUCAUCAAAGACGAAGAGGAAGGCAGUGGGGAAGGCCCAGAAGGGUCGGAGGCAGAAAGAGAGGCCAAACUGAGCUGCUUUGCUGAAUGCAGUGGGAGUGGCCCCUUUGCUGCUGACUUCAGUGAUCAGGCAAAGGACUCUGGGGUUAGCAGUGGACCCGACCGGAAGGAGAGCCUUCACUUGGAUUAUGCCACCCCAGAAGGUCAGGAUUUCUUUGGAAACCAGGAUGUCUUUUCCGAGUCCUUCAUCCCAUCCUGGCAGGGAGAAGAAAGUGGGGAAGAGGCUACAGUUUCCACCUCUCGAGAUAGAGAUAAAUUCCAUCCUGAUUGCAACGUAGAGGCUUCCAAUCUGAGGAACUUAACAGGAGAAUUCAAGCAAGACCUAAGUGGCUCCACCUCUGGGUUUCCACCCCGAAGCAGCGGUGGUGGGCCUGAGGCCUUGACCUUUGUCUCCUCCCUAGGCAUCCAGCGGGAGCUCAAGGCAGAAGUCACUAAUACCAGCACCGUCACCAGUAAUACCAGCAUCUUCCAGUUCCACCUGCCCCAGCCUGGUGGAGUAGCCCAGACCUUCUACAGCAUUCAGCAGCAGCAGCAGCAGCAACAGCAGGACUCAGGUGCCAGCAAUAUGGUCCAGCUCAGCCCCAACACAAUGGUUACCAGUGCUCUUCAUGGUGGAGAGCAGCAGAGCCAACAGCCAGGAACGUCCCGCUGCUUGGAACCUUCCUAUCAAUGUAGCCACUGCCAGAAAACGUUCAGCUCUCGGAAGAACUACACCAAACAUAUGUUCAUCCACUCUGGUGAGAAGCCCCAUCAGUGCAGCAUUUGCUGGCGUUCCUUCUCACUGCGAGACUAUCUGCUCAAGCACAUGGUGACCCACACUGGCGUGCGUGCCUUCCAGUGCUCCAUCUGCUGCAAGCGCUUCACCCAGAAGAGCUCCCUCAAUGUGCACAUGCGCACCCACCGCCCUGAACGCUUCCAGUGCUGCAUCUGCAACAAAUACUUCUCUCACCGUACUCUGCUGGAGCGUCACAUGACCACUCACACUGCCUGGAAAGGGGGCCCAUCAGAUGCUCCCGGGGCUCUUGUCACAUCCUCCUCGCCAGCUGACUGGAAGGAAAAAGCAAAUGUUGCCACCACGGUUGCUCCUGCUGCCGAGGCAAGCAUCAUUCCUGCUCCUGUGGCCUGGAAAGCAGGGGAGCCGACUGCUGAGAGCACCAUCAGUGGUUGGAAGACAGGAGAUCCGAGCCAGGCAGAAAGUCGUCUGGUAACCUGGAAGGGAGAAGCUACUGGGGAAAACUCAGUUACAGCCUGGAAAGGAGAUCCUACUUCAGAAACCUCCAUGCAGCCUCAUACUGUCUAGGACAUCUGGGUCUUUUUUGCUGCUUGAUCCAACCCUUGAGGCUUAUGGAGAUAGGUGGCAUCAAGGCUUACUUUGAGUCCUUUAAUCUGGAAAAAUAUCUGCUGUGGUAUCUUGCAAACUAGAAAGGCAAAGUCUUCGAGGCUACCACUGUAGAUUCUACAAGGGAUAGUGCCACUACAGGCAGACCAUGCAGUCUGCUGUAGAAGGGCAGAGAUGGAAAGUGUGUCCAAUGGCUCUCUCUAGUCUGCCUGUAGUGCAAUGGUACAGCAUUUGCUUUGCAUGCUAGGAGUCAUAAGUUGAAUCCUUGAUUUUAUCAGUUAAAUGAUGUGUCAGCAGGACUGGGAAUGCCCUAUGACUGGAAUCCAAAACAGGAUGCUCCAGAAAGAGUGAAUCACAUUAAUCUUUUUUAAAAAGUUUUUUUUUUUAUUUUCAAAACAAACACAACACAUAAAAUCUUCUCUUUUUU